GUGCGCCACGUCGUCGUAACCGACCCUAGCUCGCGCGUUGCGGCGUUCCGCACAGGGCACGUGCACAAGGAAGCCGUCUUCCCUGCUUUCGGCGCGGACGACGACAUUGCCAUUCGCCAGCAGAUGGGAGACCAGUUGUUUGUCAGCGAGUCGGUGGGCUUCGGUGUCGGCGGCAUUCAUAUCAACCUGCGCAACGCGCCCUUUGACGAUGCGCGCGUGCGUAAGGCAUUGCAGCUUGCCGUUGACCGCGAGGCGAUGAUCGAGCUGAUUCACCCGUCGGGCGGCGAGGUGCAGUGCUACUACCCCUGCAUCUUCGAUUGGAUCUACUCGGUCGAGGACUACAUGCAGCUGCCGGGCUUCCGCUUCGACAAGCACGCUGAGGAUGUCGAGGAGGCAAAGCGCCUGCUCGCGGAGGCGGGUUACCCCGACGGCUUCGAGGCGACCAUAACCUUCCGCAAGGUCGGGCCGUACCCCGACUACUCGGCGAUAGUCGCGCAGCAUUGGAAGGAAAUCGGCGUUGACCUCACACUACGCCCGAUGGAGAGCGCGGCAGGCUUCGCCGCAUACCAGCAGGGAGACUUCGAGAUCAACUGGCAGGGCACGGGCUUGAACUUCCUCGACCCGGAUGCCGCCAACGACCUGUUAUGGCUGCCCACCGCGGGCCGCAACUACCAGGGCUGGGUGAACGACGAAUUCCUCUCGCUGUUCGACCAGGAAAAGCAGGAGGUCAAUCAGGAGAAGCGCGGCGAGCUAUUGCGCCAGAUGACCGAUAUCCUGCUCGACGAGGUGCCGUACAUACCGGGCACCCAGGGUAUCGGCUUCCACCUGCAAUACCGCUGCGUGAAGGACUAUACCCAGCCACGCGCGCUUGGGCAGAACAACUACCGCUUCGACCGCGUAUGGCUCGACCAGGAAGCGCCCUGCCGCUAG
Messenger RNA from Geodia barretti, 930 nucleotides. NCBI's taxonomy places the organism in Eukaryota, Metazoa, Porifera, Demospongiae, Tetractinellida, Geodiidae. The record is from the annotation of a GenBank genome assembly.